CAUAUCAUUUCACAAAUGUUCUAUUUUGAAUAAAGAAAAAAGAGAAAAAGAAAAAAGAAUCAUCCAAGAAAGUGUUUGUUUAUGACAAGCCUACCGCACCAGGAGAAAAGAAAGAUGUUAGUGGAGCAAUGCCUGACAGCUACAGUCCAACUUAUGUAGAGGCUGCUUGGUAUUCUUGGUGGGAAAAACAAGGAUUUUUUAAACCUGAAUACAACCAUCCAGACUUAAAACCUGGACCGGAAGGAAUGUUUAUGAUGUGUAUUCCACCACCAAACGUCACWGGCUCUCUUCACCUUGGCCAUGCACUUACUAACGCWAUUGAAGACUGUCUGACAAGAUGGCAUAGACAAAAUGGCAAAAUGACGCUGUGGAAUCCUGGAUGUGAUCAUGCAGGAAUUGCAACUCAGGUUGUUGUAGAGAAAAAGCUGAUGAGAGAAACUGGUCAAUCUAGACAUGAUUUGGGAAGAGAAAAGUUCAUACAGAAAGUCUGGGAUUGGAAAAAUGAGAAAGGUGACACUAUCUACAAUCAACAAAAAACUAUGGGUAUUUCUGUGGACUGGGAAAGAGCRUGCUUCACUAUGGAACCUAAACUUUCSAAAGCAGURAAUGAGGCAUUUAUUCGGCUUCAUGACGAAGGUCUAAUMUACAGAAGCAAACGCCUUGUUAACUGGUCAUGUACUCUGAAUUCUGCUAUUUCUGAUAUUGAGGUUGAUAAGAAAGAGUUGACRGGGCGYACAAUGUUGAGUGUUCCUGGCUAUGACCACAAAGUAGAGUUUGGAAUCAUUGUUCACUUUGCUUACCCAAUAGAAAACUCAGAUGAAAAGGUCAUAGUUGCCACAACACGUAUUGAAACAAUGCUAGGAGAUACAGCUGUUGCAGUUCAUCCUGAUGACAAACGGUACAAGCAUCUUCAUGGCAAGUUUGCUGUUCAUCCCUUCUGUAAUCGUAAGCUGCCAAUCGUCUGUGAUGAUAUGGUUGAUCCUGAGUUUGGAACAGGUGCUGUCAAGAUUACACCAGCCCAUGACCACAAYGAUUAUGCUGUUGGUCAGCGACAUGACCUUUCAUUUAUUAACAUGAURGAUGACAAUGGCUUAAUAUCAGACUUAAAAGAUUUCCAUCCAGAGUUCAAGAAAUUUGCUGGCUUAAAGAGAUUUAGYGCAAGAAGAGAUAUCCAGCAUGCCCUGGAAGAGAAAGGUCUUUACAUUAAAACAGAAGAAAACCCCAUGGUGGUGCCGACAUGCAGUCGUUCUAAGGACAUUGUGGAGCCUCUUAUCAARCCCCAAUGGUAUGUUGACUGCAAAGACAUGGCUGAGCAAGCCGUCAAGGUUGUACGAGGAGGAGAGUUAAAAAUCACUYCAAACACACAUGAGAAGACAUGGUUUCACUGGCUUGAAAACUGCCGGGAUUGGUGUAUAUCUAGACAACUUUGGUGGGGACAUCGAAUUCCAGCAUACUUUGCAAGCAUAGAUGACCCUAAUAUUCCUGCUGGAGAGGAUACUGAUGGCAAAUACUGGGUGAGUGGAAGAACUGAAGCAGAAGCAAGAACGAAAGCUGCAGGGAGGUUUGGUGUUUCUGAGGAUAAAAUCACCUUGAGACAGGAUGACGAUGUGUUAGACACAUGGUUCUCAUCAGGUUUAUUCCCAUUCUCUAUCUUUGGCUGGCCUGACCAGACCAAAGAUUUAGAAGCAUUUUACCCAGGAACUCUACUUGAAACAGGCCAUGAUAUUCUGUUUUUCUGGGUUGCACGKAUGGUUAAGAUGGGUUUAAAGUUGACAGGAAAGUUGCCUUUCACUGAAGUCUAUCUCCAUGCCAUGGUCAGAGAUGCACACGGCAGAAAAAUGAGCAAAUCGUUAGGAAAUGUUAUCGACCCUGUGGAUGUCAUAAAGGGAAUUACGCUAGAGAAUCUUCAUAAAUUGUUGGAAAAUAGCAAUUUGGAUCCAAAGGAAAUCACUCGUGCCAAGAAAGGCCAAAAAGAGGACUACCCUGAUGGGAUCCCUGAGUGUGGAACAGAUGCAUUAAGAUUUGCACUGUGCGCUUACACAGCACAAGGUCGUGAUAUCAACUUGGAUGUCCUUCGUGUCCAGGGCUAYAGACACUUUUGCAACAAGYUGUGGAAUGCAACCAAAUUUGCUCUYGCUGGUCUUGGAGAUGACUUUAAACCMAACCCUCAACAGGAGAUGGUUGGUAAUGAGAGUCUAAUGGAUAGAUGGAUUCUCAGUCGCUUGUCCAGUGCAGAGCAGUCAAGCAAUGAAGGRUUUUCCAAUUACGAUUUCCCUACUGCCACAACAGCAAUUUAUAACUUCUGGCUGUAUGAGUURUGUGACGUCUACUUGGAAUCUCUCAAGCCAGUUCUGCAAGGAGGUGAUCAAGAGAAGAUUAAAACUGCAAGAAAUACACUCUUCACGUGCCUUGAGAACGGUCUGCUACUCCUCAGUCCAUUCAUGCCAUUCCUUACCGAGGAACUCUACCAGAGACUUCCAAAACGUCACGCUGGUGGUCCUCCAAGUAUUUGCGUGACGCCAUAUCCCAAAAAUCUCCCGUGGCGUGACACCGAACUUGAGGGCAACGUGGACUUUGCAAUGAGCAUUGUCAAGACAAUUCGCUCCAUUAGACAGGAAUACCAAGGCAUCAAAGGCAAACCAGAAGUCUACGCCGUGUUUUCUGAUGAUUCUCUUGCCAAUGGUGUCAAGAUUUUUACAGAUGAUAUUGUGGCUUUGAGUUCGGCCAGCAGGUUGGAAAUCCUUUGYCAUGAGCGCCCUCCUGUUGGUUGUGCUAUAGGUACUGUACAAGACAAGUGUGAAAUCCACCUAUUGCUCAAGGGUGURAUUGACAUCCCAAAGGAGGUGACCAAACUAGAAAGCAAGAAAGAAAGCCUCAAGCAAACACUCCAAAAACUCAUYGAAGCUACUCAAAUACCUGAUUAUCAGACGAAGGUACCUGAAAAGGUACAACAGCAAAAUACAGACAAGAUAAGUCAAACGGAGACUGAACUACAGAAGCUGGAAAAAGCGCUCGAAUCACUAAAAAUGGCGGAAUAAAUUACUGGAUAUGAACGUCCAGAUUGCCUGUCACAAUUUCACACUUAUUUAAAUAGAAUUAUUAUAAGUAAUAAAGUAAUGAGGAACUCAUGAA
Messenger RNA from Exaiptasia diaphana, 3132 nucleotides. RefSeq names its product valine--tRNA ligase. Gene Ontology annotation, molecular function: aminoacyl-tRNA deacylase activity; valine-tRNA ligase activity; ATP binding. NCBI's taxonomy places the organism in Eukaryota, Metazoa, Cnidaria, Anthozoa, Actiniaria, Aiptasiidae. Gene Ontology annotation, cellular component: cytosol. The record is from RefSeq and is a predicted model, not a curated record. Gene Ontology annotation, biological process: valyl-tRNA aminoacylation. The coding region runs from base 129 to 3038 and encodes 969 amino acids. The transcript is spliced from 30 exons.